Molecule: messenger RNA, 717 nt
Organism: Zerene cesonia (dogface butterfly)
Lineage: Eukaryota; Metazoa; Arthropoda; Insecta; Lepidoptera; Pieridae
Gene: EH
Product: eclosion hormone
Exons: 3
Coding region: 282-545 (87 amino acids)
Biological process (GO): neuropeptide signaling pathway; ecdysis, chitin-based cuticle
Molecular function (GO): ecdysis-triggering hormone activity
Source: RefSeq, a predicted model, not a curated record
GACAUUCUCAGUACCGAGUGUGCAGCGCCCCACCACGGCCAUAUAACAUAGUCAACUGGUCUCAUAUUUAAACUCGAUACAUUUACAAUCGGUCGUUGAUAGAGCCGAAUUUUCCAAAAAUCUUUAGGGUCUUUGAGGCUUCAUGUACGGCGUGUGGCUUGCGUGCGAAUUUUUGUUGUUGCCAGAUUUGAAUUAUUAUUUGAUAGGUCAAUGUGUGAAUUGUGAACGUGAGUUUGGCUUGAAGUUACUGUGCGGUGAUUGUACCUAAAUCCUAUUUGAAAAUGACCGGCAAAAUUUCAUCAGUCUUCGCUUCUUGCUUCGCCGUAACCAUAUUCUACAUUAUUUACGUUGAAGCUAAUCCAGCUAUUGCUACCGGCUAUGACGCUCUGGAGAUUUGCAUCGAAAACUGUGCUCAAUGCAAGAAGAUGCUUGGUGCAUGGUUCGAAGGACCACGAUGCGCAGAAUCUUGCAUCAAGUUCAAAGGGAAAAUGAUACCUGAAUGUGAAAAUUUUGCGUCCAUUGCGCAGUUUUUGAACAAACUUUAACCGCUAUUUUUGAAACGCCGCUUGACAGUUUUCAAGUCAUUUUGAAAACUCGGUCAUAAUGCCAAAGCAUUUAUUGUUAAGCUAUAUUUUAUUAUAAAUUAUUUGAAUACAGGGUCAAUCGUAGUUUUAAGUAUUAAUGUAUUUUUUUACGACAAAUAUAAAAAUUAAAGUC